AUGGCUCCCGCGUCGCUUCCGCCAGGCUCUGAUGGCAGCCAGCCCAAGGACUUCACCCGUGCCCUGCCAUUCCAGCUGUCCAUGGCCAUCCUGGGGCUUUUGGAUCAGAAAUCCCUGGAUGCCUGCUCUGCUGUGAAUGGUCACUGGGCGUUCCUGGUCAGGCGGGUCCGGGAGGACAAGACGUGUCAGAACACAGUCCAGAAGAACCUCCUGCAGAUGCAGGAGCUGUGUCCUAGAAAAACCAUGCCAAACUAUGCCAAAAGAGUCGAUGUGCAAAUUCCCCAGCUAAACGAUGAGGGUGAGGUCACUGAAGUGAAGGACAAGGAGCAGAAGAAGAGGCGUAAAUCCAAGACAGAGGAUUUGGGUCUGCAGGAAGCCUAUCGGGAACUGAAAACUGACAAGAUCGAGCUGGAGGAGAGGAAUGUGUUCUGUGGCCCCUACAAGACCCGUGUCCUCAUGGAGCAGUGUGACAGGACAAGGAGAGCCCACUACAGCGGUGGGCACUGGGUGGCUGCUGGCAGCAGGAGGCUGAGGCUGCUCCGAGUGCCGGGAGGGAAGGAGGAGCUGCUGCUGCACGGCCAUGCCGGGCUCAUCAGAGCCCUGUGCCUGCGCGAGGACAGAGGGAUCCUGCUCAGCAGCGCCAGCCUGGAGCUCAGCAUCAGGUGCUGGAAUAUUCACAGUGGGGCCUGUGUGAGAACCUUCACGGGUCACUAUGCGACCAUCACCUGCCUGCAUUCCCACCAGGAGCACCUGGUGUCAGGAGCUGGGGAUGGUAUGGUGAAAGUGUGGAGCCUGGAGAGUGGGAAAUGCCUCAGGACCCUGAUGCACAGCAGCCCUGUGGGGGCAGUGAGGAUGGACGGGACCCACGUGGUCAGUGGGGGCCACCGAGGGCUGGUGAAGGUCUGGAGUGCUGAGACAGGGGCUCUGAUCAAGACAUUAGAGAGGCACCAAGGCCCAGUUCUCUGCUUGUCCUUUGACCAGUGGCACCUCGUCACAGGGGGCAGUGAUGGAUAUGCCCUGGGAUGGAGCAUGCUGGGAAAAUUCAGGAGAUGCCUGAUGGCUUUCUUCCAUCCCAAGGAAGUGCUGUCCCUGGAGUUCCUGUACCUCCGAGUCAUCAGUGGCUGUGCUGAUGGAUGCAUUCGGAUAUUCAACUUCCUGACUGGCACCUGCCUCCGAGUGCUGGAGCCCGGCGGCAGCGGGGACCCCGUGUCUGCUCUCUGUGUCGCAGGAAACAGGGUGGUGACCAACUCCCCCAGCAGGCUGCUGCUGCUCCAGUUUGAGGAGGUGGCGUGGGACUAUUCCCUGCCCGCUGACAGAGAGGUGCCGAAGCAGGACAGGAGGUCCCAGAAGGGGAAGCGCCAGGGCACCAGUGCAGAGCCACAGCGAGCUGCAGACAAGUCCUCAAAAUCUCGCCAGAGACCAAAGAGCCAUGGAAGACCCAAAAGUGAUGAAGCUGAACAUGGCUCUGCUUCCCCUGCAGCUGAGGAGUCAGAGGCCACUGUGGAGUGCGAGCUGCCCCAGAGAGACCCAAGGAGUCCCAUGUCCCCUGACAAGUUCCUGCUGACCAUCGGCACGCUGCAGAGCUCCUGCAGGGCCGGCGGUGGCAGCCGCAGCCCCAGCCUGCUCUCUGCCAGGGCCAGGGCAGCCCGGCAGCAGCAGCAGCGCCCCGGGCAGCUGCCCAUGCCCAGGAUGGCCCUGCAGCACCAGGAGGAGCGGGCAGCCCAGAUCCGGCGUGCCAGGCUGCACAGCCAUUCGUUGGCCGUGACAAAAACCUCAAUUCCCUUUGAAACCAAACUGCUGCGGCUCAGGCUGGAGAACUCUCUGCACAGCCCCGCUGUGAAAUCCUCCAUCCCUGCUCCCCGUGUUGUACGUCCCAAGCUCUGUGUCUCACUGGGAAAAAGGAGAACUCCCAGUGGCCGUGGGAAAGACACUCCUGGUCCCAAAGACAGGCAUCAGCUCAUCAAUCUCUGCGCAGCUUCUUCAGAGCUGAUCCAACCAACGCCUGGCACGGCUGCAGAGAUGAGGAAUGGAGGUCCCAGGAGAAUAAAGCCCUCCUGUGCCUACACUUCCCGCAGGGACAGUGGGCUCAGGCUCCUGACAGCAGAGCAGGAGCUGCGUGAGGCAGCUGUGGCAGCUCAGCACCAGGCACAGCAGGCAAAGCCCACGGAACACAAAGACAGAGCCAGAAGGAAAGCCUGGCUGAGGAAAAUUAAAGGCCUACCUGUGGAUUCUUUUACUGGGAAGAGGAAAACACCUGCUCCAGAACUUGGGCAUAACACAUUUAUCUGAGGUGAUCCCCAGGUCUAGCCAACAGCCACGACCUGGGGUCUAGUGUCCAGCUGAGUCUGCCAUGUGGCUUUUAAGUAUAAAAUACAGAUAUAUUCAUUUAUAUACAUUUAAGUAUAUUUAGUUUAUUUAAGUGUACUCCCUGUGGUUUUAAAAACCAGUAUAAAACACUGCUCCACUGCAAGUUUUCCUAAGAAAUAUUGUUGGUAUAUUCAGCCAUUUGUCAAGGUAGUGAAUGGACUGAGCCCUCUCCUGGAUGUAACUCCCUAAGCCUGCUGUUGUUACUAACAUGGCACUGUCUGACACCAGCACAGCUCAGGAUGGGCUCAAUCCUGUGAGAACAAUAAUAAAAACUUCUUAUCAGAACUUCUGUGGAUUGAUUACGGUGUAGAAGCUGAAGAUGUGUGGACUGAAAUCCGAUGGAUCAGUGGCACAAAGUCUGCUUGGAGGCCAGUAACUGGGGUUGAUCUGGGUCUGAUUUUGUUUAACAUCACCAUUAAUUAAUGCCCCGGACCACGGGCAGGGUGCCCUGAGGUGUCACUGACCCCAGAGGUGCUGCCAAACCGAGGGACCCGGCCAGGCUGGACAGAGCUGAGGGAACCCUGGGGAGGUUCAGCAGGGAAGCUCCAGUGCUACUCUGGGGAGGAACAGCUCCAGCCCCAGGAGCUGUGGGAAGCAGCUUAGACUUCAUGUCUAUGAAAUGCAAAAUGGGGUAAGGGGGUCAAUCUCCCCAUUUCUGUGGAUAAAUGCCUACAUGUACUUGAUUGUGCAAGGUCUCCUGUCCAUGGCAGGGGGGUGGAACUGGAUGGUCUUCAGGGUUUCUUUCAAGCCCAACUACUCUGUCAUUUUGUGGUUUCCAAUAACGCUGAGAACUUAACAGGAUGACAAAAGCCUUUCUAGUAUUUUAAAAACGCGAUUUAUCUAGCUUUGAGCGUCUGGGCUGGUGUACCAAAAAUCUGUUGUAUCAAAGAUUUGAGAGAGGCCAGUUCUGCCCAUGGUGAUGCCAAGGGGCUUUCAGCAGCUGUUCUGGUUUGAAAUUAAACUCUCUGAAACUGUCCCCACAGUGGAGCUGUGAUUAGCGUUGGUUUGUUUAAUUCAAUGCCACCUUGGACUCGCAAACGCUGGGAUGAAGCCAGCGAAAGUGACCGCGGGGAGGCUGCAGCUGGCGCGGCACAGGGACCGAGCCGGGGGGCGGCCGUGCGGGCAGGACGGAGCGAUGGAUGAUGGCAGCUC
This is a messenger RNA of Zonotrichia albicollis (white-throated sparrow), 3519 nucleotides long. The record is from RefSeq and is a predicted model, not a curated record. NCBI's taxonomy places the organism in Eukaryota, Metazoa, Chordata, Aves, Passeriformes, Passerellidae.